UUGCUAAAGUAGGCAGCACACUUAGUUAGUGGAUUAGGAUGUUAAGACUAGCAUGGCGUCGGUCGACGUCCAGAAAUAGCCGUGUGGAGCCUGCGCGUCUUCUAACUGCAGCUUUCUUGGGAGCAGAAGGUCCACAGCAGAGCUCAGGGGGUAACGUAAGGUGCUUCAGACAAAUUCCCCACCCACCAAGCGACAAGUCACCGCUUCUGCAUCCCCUGCCGGCCUACUGUCUCAGUUCACCUGUCUAUAUAAGCAUGGCGUCGGGGGACGAAGGGUCAUCAUCCUCCCCUCACAAACACACCAACAGGCUAGCAGAUGAGAAGUCGCCCUACCUGCUGCAGCACGCACAUAACCCUGUUGACUGGUAUCCAUGGGGACAAGAAGCUUUUGACAAAGCAAAGAAUGAAGACAAACCCAUCUUUUUAUCAGUGGGUUACUCAACAUGUCAUUGGUGUCAUGUCAUGGAGAGGGAGUCUUUUGAGGAUGAGGAGGUCGGCAAAAUCCUCAGUGACAACUUUGUCUGCAUCAAAGUAGACCGAGAAGAGAGACCUGAUGUGGAUAAGGUCUACAUGACCUUUGUGCAAGCAACAAGUGGAGGUGGAGGAUGGCCCAUGAGUGUGUGGUUGACCCCUGAGCUUCGACCAUUCAUUGGAGGCACCUACUUUCCUCCCAGAGACCACGCAAGAAGACCUGGGCUCAUAACAGUCCUCACUCGAAUCAUGGAUCAGUGGCAGAAUAACCGUCCCACUUUGGAGUCCAGCGGGGAGAGGAUUCUGGAAGCUCUGAAGAAAGGCACGGCGGUCGCUGCAAACCCAGGGGAUAGUCCUCCACUGGCCCCAGACGUCGCUAAUCGCUGCUUCCAGCAGUUGGCCCACUCUUAUGAGGAGGAGUACGGAGGCUUCAGAGACGCUCCCAAGUUCCCCACGCCAGUGAAUCUGAUGUUCCUCAUGUCAUACUGGUCUGUGAAUCGCUCCACCACAGAGGGGGACGAGGCUAUCCAGAUGGCGUUGCACACGCUCCGUAUGAUGGCGCUGGGAGGCAUCCACGACCAUGUUGCACAGGGGUUUCAUCGUUACUCCACAGAUUCCUCCUGGCACGUUCCCCACUUUGAAAAGAUGUUGUAUGACCAGGCUCAGUUGGCUGUAGCCUAUAUAACUGCCUCCCAGGUAUCAGGUGAGCAGUUGUUUGCAGAUGUGGCUAAAGACAUACUGGUCUAUGUCUCCAGAGACCUGAGUGACAAGUCUGGGGGCUUCUACAGUGCAGAGGAUGCAGACUCGGUCCCAGCGUCAGGUGGACCAGAAAAGCGCGAAGGGGCUUUCUGCGUCUGGACUAGCUCAGAAGUUCGGGAGCUUUUGUCGGACGUGGUCGAGGGAGCCACUGGAUCCGCCACACAGGCAGACAUCUUCAUGCACCACUAUGGGGUCAAGGAGCAAGGCAAUGUGGAUCUAGAACAGGACCCCCACGGGGAGUUACAGGGCCAGAACGUGCUGAUCGUGCGUUAUUCAGUGGAGUUAACGGCUGCUCGCUUCGGCAUCAGCGUCGAGAAAGUCAACGAUCUGCUCGCCUCCGCCAGAACCAAAAUGGCGGAAGUGAGGAAGAGUCGACCACGCCCACAUCUGGAUACCAAGAUGUUGGCCUCCUGGAAUGGUCUGAUGCUGUCGGCCUUCGCUCGCGUCGGAGCCGUGCUGGGAGACAAGGCCUCGCUGGAUAGGGCGGUACAGGCCGGCAAAUUCCUCAAGCAGCACCUAUGGGACGCUGAACAACAGACCAUCCUCCGAUCCUGUUACCGUGGAGAUCAAAUGGAAGUGGAACAGAUAUCUCCGCCUAUUUCUGGCUUCCUGGGUGAUUAUGCCUUCAUCAUUUGCGGCUUGCUGGACCUGUAUGAGGCCACGCUGCAGGCAGAGUGGCUAAAGUGGGCAGAAGAGCUGCAGCUUAGGCAGGAUGGGCUGUUCUGGGAUGAGCAGGGUGGAGGUUAUUUCUGCAGUGAUCCCAAUGACAACACUGUACUGCUGCGACUCAAAGAAGAUCAGGAUGGAGCAGAGCCCAGCGCUAACUCGGUGUCAGCGUCCAAUCUCCUGCGUCUGUCCCACUACACUGGAAGACAGGAGUGGCUCCAGAGGUCCCAACAGCUGCUGGCAGCUUUCUCUGACCGUCUCACCAAGGUCCCCAUCGCCCUGCCUGAAAUGGUUCGGGCUCUCAUGGCCCAACACUACACGCUUAAACAGAUCGUGAUCUGUGGCCAGAGGGAUGCCCCGGAUACCACGAGUCUUCUAGCAGCAGUCAACUCUCUCUUCCUACCACAUAAGGUCUUGAUGCUUUUAGAUGGUGAUGAAGAGAGUUUCCUCUGCCAGCGUGUGCCUGCACUCUCCUCCAUGUCGCAGCAGGGUGGUGCAGCCACAGCCUACGUCUGCCAGGACUUCACCUGCUCUCUGCCCGUCACCGACCCCCAGGAACUACGCAGGCAACUGCUGGAUGGGCAGACGGAGACGCAGUCAGAAUGACGAAUCCAGUAUUGACUGACUGAUAUUUAACAGAAAGGGUCGUAAUCUCUGAAGACGUCACUAUUCCAGUCUGCAGCCAUAGCCUAGCUCAUUUCUCUUUGGCUUCUGAAGUCUGGCUUUGCCAAUAGAAGAAUUCCAUUGCUUAAAAAGCAUAUGCUACUUUGGUUGGAGUAGUUGCCAUGAGGUUACCCAUGAGGUCCUCUACUAGUCGUGUACGACUCUAAUGUUAGCCUAUUAUUUAUUACCUCAAAUAUCAACUCAAGUUUUACGUUAGCAGGCCUUCAGAGGCAGUUGAUCAGUUGAGCCAUAUUUAAAAUCAGGUGUACAAAUGUUCUUAUCAGGAAACACCCACAGCAGCAAUGGCAGCCUACUGAAAAUAUGUAGCACUUGUAGAAAAUGUCCUAACCUGACUGUUAAACUACAGACCCUUACUAGACCAUGACCUAAAAACCACUUGGAUGAAUAUUGCAGAUGAACCCAUCUGUCCUGUGGUCUUCUCCUAGCCCUGCAUUCCAGCUCCCACAUUCAUUUCACAUGGAUCUGAGUAUGAGUAGAAGCCUGCAUGCCUGUGUGUGUGUAUGUGUGUGUAAAGGGCUGGUGUGCAGGUUUGUAUGUACCACUGUCCAUACAUUUUAAAAGUUUAUCUCUUCUGCAUUUGACUUCAUUUGUUGUGGUUUCACAGCGAUCGAGCUAACGAGCUUCCGUUUACCAUCUGCUCUCACCCUCGUUUGUCUGUUAUCUCGAAUCCACCGCAACAUGAGACGAACCUUCUCCACCGUAGCAGUCGUCUCAUGGGUUUUCUCUCAAGGUUUAGAUAACAAAAAAAUAUACAACAUGUAUACAUGCAACCCUUAAUAAUAAAGAUACUACUCUUGUAA
Molecule: messenger RNA, 3379 nt
Organism: Scomber scombrus (Atlantic mackerel)
Lineage: Eukaryota; Metazoa; Chordata; Actinopteri; Scombriformes; Scombridae
Gene: spata20
Product: spermatogenesis associated 20
Exons: 16
Coding region: 39-2501 (820 amino acids)
Biological process (GO): carbohydrate metabolic process
Source: RefSeq, a predicted model, not a curated record